AUGUCAUACGAAGCGCAACCCCCACCCACUGCGAACGACGGCGGCUCAGGUUACAUCAACUCCUCAGUCAUGGACAUGCUGUUAAUCGAGCUGGUACCCAUGGCUUAUCGUAUGGCCGCCGAGCUAGCCGCGCGGGAGGAUGAGUACGUGACGCCUGGCAACCCAACUGUUACAUCAGGGCGACGGUCAUCCGCUGUGACAGCAACGAAUGGCGGGACGCCCAAGAGCGGGACUACUCCAAGGAUACCUGAGGGCGCCGCCGUGGGCAGCGCGGAGGAGGAAGAUUAUAAGGAUGCGGUACUAUAUCGCUUGGAGACGUUGGGCUAUCGCGUGGGCUUGGGCAUAACUGAGCGCUUCUCUCGCGACAAACCUCGCUUCAGCGAAACCCUCGACGUCAUAAAAUUUCUCUGCAAAGACCUUUGGACCCUCGUCUUUCGCAAGCAAAUCGACAACCUGAAGACCAAUCAUCGUGGCAUCUACGUUCUCACCGACCAACACUUCAAACCUCUCACCAAGAUGAGCCUGGAAAGGGGGACCGGCGACAACAUUAUAACCGCAAAAGCCCAACCGUUCCUCUACUUCCCCGCCGGCCUCAUCCGCGGCGCACUCGCCAGCAUGGGCAUUAUCGCGACCGUUACGGCGGAGUCGACCGGCCUCCCUGGCGCAACAUUCCAGAUUCGCACUCAAGGCGCCAAGUCAUAG
Diplodia corticola is the source of this 702-nucleotide messenger RNA. RefSeq names its product bet3 family protein. NCBI's taxonomy places the organism in Eukaryota, Fungi, Ascomycota, Dothideomycetes, Botryosphaeriales, Botryosphaeriaceae. The record is from RefSeq and is a predicted model, not a curated record. The coding region runs from base 1 to 702 and encodes 233 amino acids. Gene Ontology annotation, biological process: endoplasmic reticulum to Golgi vesicle-mediated transport; regulation of GTPase activity. Gene Ontology annotation, cellular component: TRAPP complex; trans-Golgi network; cis-Golgi network. The transcript has 3 exons.